AUGAUAAGCCCACAAAACACUGUGUUUAUAAUUCAUUCUAGUAUGACAAUUUCACAACAUAGUCAUGAUAAAAACAAUAUAUUAUUGUUUACAACUCGAUUAUCACUGAAUUUAUUGGAAUUUUGGUCAGAUGACUAUAACUUUGAAUGCUCAUUAAGACUUCUAAAUGAUUUGAAACUUCAACAAAAGAUUUCGGAAAUGAGACUACAUCAUCAGAAAUACAAGGCUUUGUUAACUCUGUUAUUUACAAGAUAUGUAAUUAAUCAACUACUUGGCAGCAAUAAUUUCUUUGAUGUUGUUAAUUUCUCCUAUAAUGAGUAUGGAAAACCAAUGUUACCAGAUUUUCAGUUCAAUUCAAGUAGUUCGAAUGAUAUUAUAUGUAUGGUGGUGGAAUAUUCAUCCCAUCCUAUCGGAGUUGAUCUAUCUCAUUCAAGACAAAAAGUAUCACCUGUGAAUUAUCUUGAAGAAUUUAGACCUAUUUUUGACAAACAUGAAAUCCUGCAAGUUGAUACUUAUUUUAAGUUUAACCAUUUUUGGACUUUGAAAGAAGCCUUUACGAAACUUAUUGGAAGUGGAUUAAAUAUUGAAUUAUCAGAUUUUUACUUUGAAGUGGGACAAGGAUUUAGUGAAGAGGAUUACGAAUACAUACAGACACAAGAUACAAGUGAUUGUUACGAUUACUCAUUAUCAUGGUUUGACAAUAUCAAUGUUAAUAUUGAAAAAUUGAAAGCAAAGAAGGAUCAGUUUAUUGGGAACCUAGAAAAAGAAGAAUUCUAUUGUUUCUCCAGUAUUCUUGAGAAUAGUUCUGGAGAUCAACCACCAGUAAUCGUCACCAUAGUGACGCAAAACGAAAGUAAACCAAUCAAGCCUAUCGAAGUACAAUUUGAUAAGAUUUUGCUAGGAUAUUUCUAA
Candida tropicalis MYA-3404 is the source of this 912-nucleotide messenger RNA. It is a transcript of the gene LYS5, whose product is annotated as holo-[acyl-carrier-protein] synthase. The coding region runs from base 1 to 912 and encodes 303 amino acids. Lineage: Eukaryota; Fungi; Ascomycota; Pichiomycetes; Serinales; Debaryomycetaceae. Gene Ontology annotation, cellular component: cytosol. Gene Ontology annotation, molecular function: magnesium ion binding; holo-[acyl-carrier-protein] synthase activity. The record is from RefSeq and is a predicted model, not a curated record. The transcript has a single exon.